Molecule: messenger RNA, 2820 nt
Organism: Erigeron canadensis
Lineage: Eukaryota; Viridiplantae; Streptophyta; Magnoliopsida; Asterales; Asteraceae
Product: aminopeptidase M1
Exons: 18
Coding region: 52-2664 (870 amino acids)
Biological process (GO): peptide catabolic process; proteolysis
Cellular component (GO): cytoplasm
Molecular function (GO): zinc ion binding; peptide binding; metalloaminopeptidase activity
Source: RefSeq, a predicted model, not a curated record
AUAUCCUCAUAUUCUUUCUUUCUGACUGAUAAAUCAAAGAAUCACAAAAACAUGGCAGACAACAACAAAUACGAACAGUUCAGAUGCAAACCUCGUCUUCCAAAAUUCGCGACCCCCAAAAAAUACAAUCUCAAACUGAAACCAGACCUCACCGCCUGCACGUUUUCCGGGUCUGUCGAGAUCUCACUCGACAUCGUAUCCGACACCAGAUUCAUCGUACUGAAUGCCGCUGAUCUCACUAUCGAUCCCAAAUCUGUCCGCUUUCAUUCGCCUUCAAAGGGAUUUGAUGAGGUGGCUGUGGAAGUGGAGUUAAUUGAAUCGGAUGAGAUUGCGGUGUUCGAAUUCGCAAAGAGUUUGCCUAUUGGACUUGGUGUUUUGUUUUUGAGUUUUUGUGGUACUUUGAAUGAUCAAAUGAAAGGUUUUUACCGAAGCACAUAUGAACAUAAUGGGGUGAAGAAGAAUAUGGCAGUAACUCAGUUUGAGCCGGCUGAUGCCAGACGGUGCUUUCCCUGUUGGGAUGAACCUGCCUGUAAGGCCACAUUCAAGAUUACACUGGAGGUGCCUUCGGAACUUGUUGCUCUUUCAAAUAUGCCAGUUGUUGAUGAAAAGGUGGAAGGAAGUUUGAAGACUGUUUCGUAUCAGGAAUCACCAAUAAUGUCUACAUAUCUAGUGGCUGCUGUUGUUGGUGUGUUUGAUUAUGUUGAAGACCAUACAUCUGAUGGGAUCAAAGUCAGGGUAUAUUGUCAAGUUGGGAAGGCAAAUCAGGGGAAAUUUGCAUUAGAUGUUGCUGUUAAGACCCUUGGCCUGUACAAAGACUAUUUUGAAACACCUUAUUCGCUACCCAAGUUGGACAUGAUUGCAAUUCCUGAUUUUGCUGCCGGGGCCAUGGAGAACUAUGGCUUAGUUACAUACCGAGAAACUGCUCUACUUUAUGAUGACAAACACUCAGCAGCUGCUAACAAGCAGAGGGUGGCAACUGUUGUUGCUCAUGAGCUUGCGCAUCAAUGGUUUGGCAAUCUUGUAACGAUGGAGUGGUGGACACAUUUGUGGCUGAAUGAAGGAUUUGCCACAUGGGUAAGCUAUUUAGCUGCUGAUGGGAUAUUCCCAGAAUGGAAAAUAUGGACCCAGUUUCUUGAUGAAUGUACUGAAGGUCUUCGACUUGAUGGGCUUUCAGAAUCUCACCCUAUUGAGGUGGAAAUUAAUCAUGCGGGUGAAAUAGAUGAAAUUUUUGAUGCAAUAAGCUAUCGUAAGGGAGCUUCUGUCAUUCGUAUGCUUCAGAGCUAUCUUGGAGCUGAUGUUUUUCAGCGAGCACUUGCUAAAUAUAUUAAAAGACAUGCUUGUUCAAAUGCAAAGACUGAGGACUUGUGGGCUGUUCUCGAGGAGGAAUCCGGUGAGCCUGUGAAUAAACUGAUGAAUUCAUGGACAAAGCAGAAAGGUUAUCCGGUUGUGUCUGUUAGCCUGAAAGAUAACAAGUUAGAGUUUGAGCAGAUGCAAUUUUUGUCGAGUGGUUCCGCGGGAGAUGGGCAAUGGGUUGUGCCAAUAACACUAUGCUGCGGCUCAUAUGAAUCAAAGAAGAGCUUCCUUUUAGAUAAAAAAUCACAAGCUAUUAAUGAUCCAGCAAGUAGGUGGAUAAAGAUUAAUGUUGACCAGGCAGGGUUUUACAGAGUUAAAUAUGAUGAACAUUUAUCAGCCAAACUUAGAUAUGCAGUAGAAAGUAAAAGUUUGUCAGCAAUGGAUAGAUAUGGAAUCCUAGAUGAUUCGUUUGCCUUGUCUAUGGCUGGUCAGCUGCCUUUGUCUUCUUUGCUCACCUUGAUGGGUGCUUAUAGAGAGGAACCAGAAUAUACAGUGUUGUCCAACUUAAUAACCGUUAGCUCUAAAGUUGCAAGAAUUGUAGCUGAUGCCGACAACAAGUUAAUGGACCACCUGAAGAUGUUUUUUAUCAACGUUUUACAGUAUUCCGCGGAGAGGAUUGGUUUUGAUCCAAAGCAUGGGGAAAGCCACUUGGAUGCAUUGUUGAGAGGGGAACUUUUUGCUACCUUGGCUAUGCUUGGACAUGAAGAGACAUUAAAAGAAGCAAGCAAGCGCUUCCAGGAGUUCUUGGAAGACAGAAACACACCCCUUCUUCCACCCGAUAUAAGAAGGGCAGUGUAUGUUGCUGUAAUGAAGAAGGUGACUGUGUCAAACAGAGCUGGUUUCAUUUCACUUUUAAAAGUUUAUAGAGAGACUGAUCUAAGUCAGGAAAAGACUCGGAUAUUAGGUGCCCUUGGAUCGUGCAGUGAUCCUGACAUAGUUCUUGAAGUUCUUAACUUUUUGUUGACUCCUGAGGUUCGAAGUCAGGAUGUGGUGUUUGGACUCGCUGUUAGCAGAGAUGGACGUGAUGUAGCUUGGAACUGGCUCAAGAACAAUUGGGAACACAUCUCGAAUACUUGGGGCCGUGGCUUUUUGAUUACACGCUUUGUCAGCUCGAUUGUAUCACCGUUCUCGUCAUACGAGAAGGUGAAGGAAGUGGAAGAGUUCUUUGCAACUCGUACCAAAAGUUCGAUUGCAAGGACGUUAAAACAGAGCAUUGAGCGUGUUCAGAUUAAUGCCAAGUGGGUGGAGUCCAUCAGAAAUGAAACAAACCUUGCAGACUGUGUUCAAGAACUUGCAUACAGGAAAUACUAGAAGUUGCUUCUUUUUCUAUCCAGCUUUUCUUUGCUUUUAGGUUGUGUUUCCUUUUGUCUAUUCUGAGUAUAAUGAUAAUCAGUUUAUGUUUUACAUUAACAAACCUAUUUUGAAGCUUUAUAUUGGACUUAUCAACAGAGAAAAACUUCACAAUGA